This is a messenger RNA of Penicillium pulvis, 1354 nucleotides long. RefSeq lists its product as uncharacterized. The transcript is spliced from 2 exons. Lineage: Eukaryota; Fungi; Ascomycota; Eurotiomycetes; Eurotiales; Aspergillaceae. The record is from RefSeq and is a predicted model, not a curated record. Bases 548 to 1195 code for a protein of 215 amino acids.
ACCUGCAGGGAGGUUUCAUAUAAACAAAAACAGCGUUAAUAUACAGUAUUCUAGGCUUAGGGCUUCGGCAAUUUCAAACCCCUGAAUAGCGUGUGCCUUUAACCUUUCUCCCCAGGUAUCGGCUCCACAUACAACGGACGUGGGCCCCUAGGGCUUCAUCUGCCCACCUUCUGCCAGGAUCGUCGUUGAUUCGACACAUCCAUCACGGAUAAAAGAAUGUGUAGCUGUGCUCGGCAGUCUCAGAAUGCCGAUCUCCACCGUUCCAGAACUCAGGGCCUGGUCCAGAUGUCUCAGCUAACCUUAGCGGCUGGAGAUCCACCUUGACAGCAGACCAGCCAAAGGUCCCAGUCGUGGUAUAUAAGGCACUUCGAGCCCUCCAGAAACAUUUUUUGAACCAGAGUGCUGCGCGCUUCCUUCUUUUCCAAUAGCUUUUUUCGGAUCAUCCAGAGUUUGAUACUCGACCAAUUCCAUUCCUUCACACAAUUUCUUGAUUUCGACUACAUCAACCACUUUCGUUGUUUCUUCUUAUCUCAACAACACAUUCACCAUGAAGUUCAACAUUGUUUUCGGCCUUACUGCCGCCCUUUGCCUGGCUCCCAAUGCCGUUGCUUGGCGCCUGCCUGGACUCGACAAGCGUCAGGACGCCACCCCUACUUCUCAAAUUGCCACUGGCUCUGAGCCCACCGGUACCUUCCCUUCUGGCAGCUUCGGCGGUGGUGAGGGCGGCUCUUUCCCUUCCAGCGGUGCUCAGCCCACUGGUAGCUUCGGUGGUGGUGAGGGCGGUGCAUCCCCCUCUGGCGCCGCCCAGCCCUCCGGUACCUUUGGAGGAUCUGGCGGCCACGGUAGCCACGGCAGCCACGGCUCUGGUAGCCAUCAAUCUGGCCGCCCUGGUCCUCGCCCCUCUGGUGCUGCCCCAUCCGGAAGCUUUGGCGGUGGUGAGACUGGUGCCCAGCCCACUGGCGGAUUCGGCGGUGAAUCGGGUGCGUCCCCCUCUGGUGCUGCCCAGCCAAGUGGUAGCUUCGGUGGUGGCCAGGCCAGCUUUGUGACUGUCGCUGUUGGCCCCACCGCUACUCCUGAGGCCAGCUCCCAGGGCCAGGGCCAGAGCCAGGGCGAGUCCUCUGAGGGUUCCCAGGGCUCCCAGAGCGAGCAGGACCAGCGCGUUCACGCUCGUCAGUUCCGUGGUAUUCAGGUUUAAAUUUCUGCAGAAUUUUGUGCUCAUUUAUGGCAUUCUCGCUGCCUUGUGUGAGUGAGGUAAAGGGCUUUGUGUUUCUAUGGCUGCUGUGCAGUUACAGAGAAAAGUACAUAUGUAUAUAGACCUAUACCGCAUCCACGCGAAUGAGACUCUGGCAUGAUC